GGCAAUCCGCCCCGUAGACGCAUUCGCUCGUACGCUCCGUCCAAAGCGGACUUAAGUAGUAGAGGCUCGUUGUCGUCGCCGACGUCCUCGUCGUUUGUCGUAGUCGAACCGUAGCAGACCGGACGGAUCGAGGCCGAAGAGGACGUAGCCGGAGCACAUCGGGAUAUUAAAGUCGAAAAGCGCGCAACGGAGAGUCCAUUCGUGUAAUUUCUCGCAAGCGGCAGUGAAGAGCUCACGCGCCUAUCGCCUAUUCUACUGCAUUGUCCAGUGAGCACUAUCAGGCCCAGAAUCGACGAGAGAAAGACGCCCAAGUCGAUCCACCGUCGAGUUAAGAAGAACCACCUAAUUUCACCGUUAUCAGAGAAAGAGGAGUGACAAACAAGAUAUGAUGGCAGUCGCAGCCGCCCAGAAGAACCGCGAAAUGUUCGCCAUCAAGAAGUCUUACAGUAUUGAGAACGGGUAUCCAGCGCGACGACGUUCUCUCGUAGACGAUGCCCGUUUUGAGACACUGGUCGUCAAACAGACGAAGCAAAGCGUUCUCGAGGAAGCUCGACAACGAGCGAAUGACACGAACGCGGAUCAGACAAUUACUUGUACUCAGGAACAACAGGGACAGGGAGAGCAUUAUGUCGAUGUUUCAAGUGACGAUGAACAGGUGGAGUCGUUAGUUUGCGCGGCGAAGAAGGAAGAAGCGAAAGCGGAGGCUUCAUCGGACAGCGAUGGGAAACCGGAUGACGAUGACGAUGAUGAUGCUGGACUAACCGAGGAGGAAGUAGUGCUCGCGAAAACUAUAGCCGAAUCUGCGGAUAGCGAGCAGGGCGUGCAGAAAGCGGCGCUGGUAUUGAGAUUGCGAGAGGGCAUCGGCUCUCUGGGCAGAAUCCUGAAAACAAUUGAAAACUUCAAGGGCACGAUCACCCAUGUCGAGUCACGGCCUUCGAAGAAGGAAGGUCUGCAAUUCGAGGUCUUGGUCAAGAUUGACAUGAGCAGACAGAGCCUGUUGCAGCUGAUUAGAAAUCUACGACAGAGUUCGGCCUUGGACGGCGUGACUCUGCUCGCCGACAAUUCCGUCAGCAUCAAAGAUCCCUGGUUCCCCCGUCACGCUUCCGACCUCGACAAUUGCAACCACCUGAUGACCAAGUACGAGCCGGAUCUCGACAUGAAUCAUCCGGGUUUCGCCGACAAGGAGUACCGCGCCCGUCGCAAGGUCAUUGCCGAAAUCGCUUUCGCCUACAAGUACGGCGACCCGAUACCCUGCAUUCCCUACACCGAGACGGAGAACGAAACUUGGUCGCGCGUCUUCAACACUGUGCUCGAUCUGGUGCCGAAACACGCGUGCGUGGAAUACCAGAGAGUUUUCAAGAAGUUGCAAGAAGAGAGGAUCUUCGAGUCCCACCGUAUACCGCAGUUGCAGGAAGUCAGCGAUUUCUUGAAGAAGAGCACGGGAUUCACUCUUCGACCGGCCGCCGGUCUCUUGACGGCGCGGGACUUCUUGUCCAGCCUUGCCUUCAGGAUAUUCCAGAGCACUCAAUACGUCCGCCACAUUAACAGCCCGUAUCACACUCCCGAACCAGACUGCAUUCACGAGCUCCUGGGCCAUAUGCCGCUUCUUGCUGAUCCCAGUUUCGCUCAAUUUUCGCAAGAAAUUGGAUUGGCGUCUCUCGGCGCCUCAGACGAGGAAAUCGAGAAGCUAUCGACUAUCUACUGGUUCACGGUUGAGUUCGGUCUUUGUAAGGAAGGACCCGAAGUCAAGGCUUACGGUGCUGGCUUGUUGUCAGCCUACGGCGAACUCUUGCACGCAUUGAGCGAUAAGUGCGAGCAUCGAGCUUUCGAUCCGACAUCCACCGCUCUCCAGAAGUAUCAAGAUCAGGAAUACCAGCCGAUUUAUUACGUGGCCGAGAGUUUCGAGGACGCCAAGGAGAAAUUCCGUCGUUGGGUGGCCACUAUGAGCCGGCCAUUCGAGGUCAGGUUCAAUCCGCACACGCAACGCGUCGAAGUCCUCGACAGUGUUGAUAGACUGGAGGGAAUGAUUUCUCAACUCAAUACCGAGAUGACCCACCUUACGAAUGCCGUCAACAAAAUGAAAGCGAGACAAUUCUCGUAAGAAUGAAAACUUCCGCGUCUUCGUUUACCGAUUCGGUUAAUUCUUGUUUCAAACCAUCGAACCUCGAAAUCGAUCAUGUGCAUUUAAAUAAUCCUUGAGCUCUUUGAUGACAAUAAUUUUCGACAAUCUAUCAAAUAACGGCGAUAUAAUAAUUGUACGAUAAAAAAAUAUUUUUCCUAGUAAUUGUAACAGAGCUUAACGAGUCUUUUAAUCAUAUGUUUCGAAAGCGCGUUAGUUCGAUCCAGUAAUUUUAAGGAAGUUAUAAGAUUUUAUUUGUUUCGAUUGCGAAAGGUUUAUUCGUUUUAAACAAGAGAAAUAUUUUUAAUUGCAUCGAGGCUUCAGCUUCCAGGUUCGGUGGAGCACGUCAUCUCAUCGUCAUCAUUUUUAUCGUCCCUCAUUCCGUGUAUAAAAUCGUUCAUUUGCGUUGUUAUACGCGUGUACGCGCGCUGAUUAUGCGUGUAAAGAAUGAAUCUUUGCUGCGCGCGAAUGUCAGCCUAUAUUGCGUAUCCUUUGCGUUACAUUCCGUCAAGAUAAUCGUACAAUUUAAUUGAAUAAUGAAUCAUGUUGUGGAUUAAGUAAUUCGUGGCAGCCCAAAUCUCUUUUGUCCUCGAGUGUUUUAACGAGGCGCCAAAUGAGCGGAAAUACAUAUCACAAGGUUAUAUCUUUGAUUAUAAAUAGCUUUAUAUUUUUUUACGAAUAGCUGCGCGUACACGCGUAUGAGAGAUUCUCACAUUAUUAUUAAUUAUUAUUUCGUUCUAUUCUAUUAUAAACUAGUGUAUUAUUAUAUGUUAUUAUAUGUAAAUUUGCUUAAUCCAGCAAACACUGGCAUCUGCCCCCCGAUAUUUCGUAGUGCAGUCUACAUUUAGAAAAAAUUAUAACGCGAGAUGGUUGUCGCUAAGAGUUAUCGUAGUCUUGUAGAACUUAUAGAACUCGCGGGAUUGAUUCCUCAUCGCGAUAGAAUUUGUUGUUCAAAUGCGAGCGUACAGUAUUCUCUUCUUUCGCGAAUUAAUUGUCACACGACGGCUGUAGGGAGUCGUUGGGCAGUUCUCCCGGACUGGCCGAUAAGAAGUGAGCGUUCAGCAGUAUAUUCUUGUCGGCUUGUCGCACUUGAUUUAGAAUUUACCUGCGUCGAAUUAAACAGUAUUUCGUAAAGAAUAUCUCUAAGUUGUGUUCUUAUCUAGGUAGUCCGCAUCUAGGCGCUAUACCGCUUCUCGCCCGCUCGGAACUCUUUGGAGACUACAGUCCCCAAACUGUUCCGGAGGUUCACGAAGCAACGUUGCUUUAGAGAGAUACUAUUUAGCGAGUAGUGCGAGUCCCCGCUUGCGCACGCUAUGCUAUCCCAAUCGCACCGAUCCGUAUGAAAGAUUUUUCUCGUACGUGUACGUGCGUGUAACCCACCCUCGUUAGAUUGUAGCAAAGACGGUCAAUACAUAUGACAUAUGUUUCCUUUGUAUUAUAUUGUAAAGUACUCAGAGCAUAAAUAAAAAAUUAAGAUAUGAAUCUUA
Molecule: messenger RNA, 3606 nt
Organism: Vollenhovia emeryi
Lineage: Eukaryota; Metazoa; Arthropoda; Insecta; Hymenoptera; Formicidae
Gene: ple
Product: tyrosine 3-monooxygenase
Exons: 7
Coding region: 386-2101 (571 amino acids)
Biological process (GO): dopamine biosynthetic process from tyrosine
Cellular component (GO): perikaryon; axon; cytoplasm
Molecular function (GO): iron ion binding; tyrosine 3-monooxygenase activity
Source: RefSeq, a predicted model, not a curated record